Messenger RNA from Acipenser ruthenus (sterlet), 1110 nucleotides. RefSeq names its product protein C10-like. NCBI's taxonomy places the organism in Eukaryota, Metazoa, Chordata, Actinopteri, Acipenseriformes, Acipenseridae. Bases 578 to 946 code for a protein of 122 amino acids. Gene Ontology annotation, biological process: post-embryonic development. The record is from RefSeq and is a predicted model, not a curated record. The transcript is spliced from 3 exons.
GGGAGGAGAGCAGAGGGGUGGGGAACUAGACUUUACCAUUCUCGGGUAUUUUAAUUGACUUUAGAAAUCUACUGACUUGGUUUGCUGCGGAUUGACACAAGCUUAGUUUUAAACUAACCCACGACCCAGUUGUAUUAAAGCAUAUUUUUUUUGAAGUAUGUGAUUCGAUUUGUGUUAAGUUACCCUGCAAUUAAAACAGUACUGUGCUCCCCGCCCAUCCUGCACUGAACGCCAGCGCCGCGGUGCUGAUCACACACAGCACUUACCGGAGACGCGUCGCGGUCCUGAUCACACACAGCACUUACCGGAGACGCGUCGCGGUGCUGAUCACACACAGCACUUACCGGAGGCGCGUCGCGGUGCUGAUCACACACAGCACUUACCGGAGACGCGUCGCGGUGCUGAUCACACACAGCACUUACCGGAGGCGCGUCGCGGUGCUGAUCACACACAGCACUUACCGGAGACGCGUCGCGCAGCUCCUGUGUGUCACUCCACUGUGGAUGAAAUAAAGAGAUCCGCCGAGUUGAAAUAAACAGAACUGAAGAGUGACGUGCAGCUCCGGGUCCGAGAGAGCAUGGCAGCGGCGCAGACUCAACAAGGACUGCUCACUGCGGAGCAGACCAAAGUGGUCCUGGCGGAGGUGCUCAAGGCGCUGGGCUCCCCUGACAGCGAGGCUCGCCUGCAGGAGGCUCGCGAGAGCGCCUGUAAUGACAUGGGGAAGAUGCUGCAGUUCGUGUUGCCCGUGGCGACCCAGAUCCAGCAGGAAGUCAUCAAGUCGUACGGCUUCAGCAACGACGGCGAAGGCGUCCUGAAAUUUGCCCGGCUCGUGAAGGUGUAUGAGACUCAGGACCCCGAGAUUGCUGCCAUGUCACUCAAACUGAAAUCCCUGUUCCUGCCGCCCAUGACACCCCCGCCCCUCGGGGGAGGAGUCCCGUCGUCCUAGGGACAGAGGGAGGAGUCCUCACAGCAGUCCCGUCUCCAGCGCGGUGCCUGUCUCCCCCUCCUGUCCUGUCGCUGUCGCUCCUCUCGCUCUCCGCAGCGGCCCUGACAUUUCCUUUGUUUAAAUUUCCUUUCAUUGCUGUUUUAUAUUAAACUCACUGAAUCUGU